Molecule: messenger RNA, 3076 nt
Organism: Clupea harengus (Atlantic herring)
Lineage: Eukaryota; Metazoa; Chordata; Actinopteri; Clupeiformes; Clupeidae
Gene: cpxm1b
Product: carboxypeptidase X, M14 family member 1b
Biological process (GO): proteolysis
Molecular function (GO): metallocarboxypeptidase activity; zinc ion binding
Source: RefSeq, a predicted model, not a curated record
UCCAAGAUGUAUCAAUAUUUAUCAGUAGCGUUCCAUCUAUUCUGGGUAUUAAGGCAAAGGAAAAGUUUGUCUGUAUUCCCUAAACUUUUCUGCGCAUGCUGUCGACGCAUUACGGGGUUUGCCCAAUUGGUAUUAUGGGGAGUUGAGAAUCUGCACAAUUGUCAAUUUUGGCUCUGAUAUUCCACGAAGAAGUCAUGCCUUUUGUCCUUUUUCCCACUUUUGCUUUCAUAUGCAUUAUACGUUUAUCUAGUUGUAGUAGUGUUUCUUUGAUCUAUCUGGAAAGCCAGGACCGACCAAACGGGACUGACAUACCUAAUAACAAUAAUACGACCUUGGCUCCUGUAUUGACGACCAACUCCAUCCAAACUGCCAAGCCAACAGAUGAAUCUACAAUAAUUAAUACAGUUACAACAGGAACAACAACUAUAGCAGGUACUAAAGGGCCAAAGGCGACAACUACUACAUCUACUGCAAAGACUCAAACAAAGCCUGUCAACACGUCCAAUAAUGUCCAUUUUAACACCGAGGACUUGAAUGACAAAAUCGACAAAAAGUUGGAAAAAACAGUAUGGAACCCAGCGGAGGACAAUGAGCCACCAGAGUUAGAAUGCCCUCCUCUGGGGCUGGAGUCUCUGAAGGUGAAGGACACACAGUUGCACGCGUCGUCCUACAAGCGUAAGGGGCUGGGACCUCACCGAGGAAGACUCAACAUCCAGUCUGGUGUUGCAGAUGGGGACAUCUACGACGGGGCCUGGUGUGCGCAGUAUGAGGAUCAGAAGCAGUGGCUGCAGGUGGACGCCCGCAGGCCCACCCGCUUCACCGGGGUCAUCCUACAGGGCCGUGCCUCCAUCUGGAGCUGGAACUUAGUGAGUACCUACAAGGUUCAGGUCAGCAACGACUCCAUCGCAUGGAAGCCGUGCAUGAAUGGCACAGGGGAAGCGGUUUUUGAAGGAAAUCAGGACACCGAGACCCCAGUCUUAGCUGUUUUACCAGAAUCAAUGGUGGCCCGCUACAUCCGCAUCAACCCUCAGACCUGGUAUGAGAACGGCACCAUAUGUCUGAGGGCUGAGAUCCUGGGGUGUGCCAUUCCAGACCCAAACAACAUCCACAUGUGGCAGGAGGAGGAGGGCUCCAGGGACAAGCUGGAUUUCAGACAUCACAACUACAAAGAGAUGAAGAAGGUCAUGAAGUCAGUGCAUGAGGCGUGUCCUGACAUCACCCGUAUCUACAGCAUUGGCAAGAGCUACAUGGGCCUCAAGCUCUACGUCAUGGAAAUCUCUGACAACCCAGGCAAACACGAGCUAGGCGAGCCGGAGUUUCGCUAUGUGGCUAACAUGCAUGGGAAUGAGGUAGUGGGCCGUGAGGUGCUGCUCAACCUCAUGCAGUAUAUGUGCCAGGAGUACAAAAGGGGGGACCAGCGCAUCGUGAGGCUGGUCAAAGAAACGCGCAUACAUCUGCUACCCUCUAUGAAUCCAGACGGCUACGAAAUGGCGUACAAGAAGGGCUCUGAGUUGUCUGGUUGGUCACUGGGUCGCUAUACCUACGAGAACAUCGACAUGAACCACAACUUUGCUGACCUGAACACCGUUAUGUGGGAUGCCAUGGAUCAAGAGUCGCUCUUGCUCUCGGUCUCGAAGUCCAAACUCAUCAACCACUACUUCCCCAUCCCAGAGCAGUACACCUCCGAAGACGCCUUUGUGGCAUCUGAAACUCGUGCAGUUAUCAACUGGAUGGAGAACAUCCCCUUUGUUCUCGGUGCCAACCUGCACGGGGGGGAGCUGGUGGUCACUUACCCCUUCGACAUGACCCGGGACUGGGCUCCUCGCGAGCACACCCCCACGGCGGACGAGAGCUUCUUCCGCUGGCUGGCCACAGUCUACGCCAGCACUAACCAUGUCAUGUCCGAUCCAGACCGCCGGCCGUGUCACAAUGAGGACUUCCAGCGGUACAACAACAUCAUCAAUGGAGCUAAUUGGCACACAGUUCCAGGCAGCGUGAAUGAUUUCAGCUAUUUACAUACCAACUGCUUUGACAUAACUGUGGAGUUGUCCUGUGAUAAGUUUCCUCAUGCCAGUGAACUUCCAAAGGAGUGGGAGAACAACAAAGAAUCUCUGCUGGUCUACAUGGAGCAGAUACACAGAGGAAUCAAAGGAGUAGUAAGAGACAAAGACACUGAAGCUGGCAUACCAGACGCAGUCAUUCAAGUAGAUGACAUUGAUCACCACAUCAGAUCAGCAUCUGAUGGAGAUUACUGGCGACUCCUGAACCCCGGUGAAUACGACGUUACUGUCACCGCCGAGGGCUAUUACCCCUCCAAGCGCUCGUGCCGCGUGGCAUACGAACACUACCCCACCAUCUGCGACUUCCGCCUCACCAAAACACCCAAGCAGCGUCUGCGUGAGAUACUUGCCAAAGGCGACAAGAUCCCCAAGGACCUGAUGCUGAGACUACGGCAGCUACGGCAGCGCAAGCUCCGCGCCACCACCAAAACCCUCAACCGCCGGCGGGAAUCACAGCGCCGGGCCCGGCAGACCCGAAGCCAGGCAGCCAAGUGACCUUUGACUCAAGCUUUUGGGCCAGUAACUGGACUGUGAUUUCAUCUGAUGCACAGCCGUUGUCAUUUCAGGCACCGGUGUGCUUUUUAAAUGCAGAAUGAAGAUGAGUGUGUUUAGGCUUACAUUUAAUCUAGUUCUCAGGGUUGGACAGAACAUAAUAGGUCUAUUUUUGCUGUGGUAGUCUAACAAAUUGUGGUCUUAUUUUUGCUGUGGUAGUGUAACACAUUGUGAUAUUUUGUUAUUCAGACUAAAUAGUGCAUAGUUGCUCCCAAAUCCAAAAGACAGAUGUCCACUACACCCCAACCCUUCCCUUAAGUGAGUGAGAGACAGAAAGAAUGAUCAUAAUGUUUUACAUAGACUUAAAUUGACUGUAUUUUGACACAAGAGAGUAACAUAUGACCACAAACUAGCUGUAGCUCAUGUUGCUGGCAAAUGGGGAAGAGAUGAUAAACUACAUAACUACAAAAGUCAGUCUGGAACUGACACUGUAUAAUCUACAUUAAAAGGAGAUGUUUCACCUA